This is a messenger RNA of Eublepharis macularius, 624 nucleotides long. Its product is annotated as receptor activity-modifying protein 1-like. Lineage: Eukaryota; Metazoa; Chordata; Lepidosauria; Squamata; Eublepharidae. The coding region runs from base 1 to 624 and encodes 207 amino acids. Gene Ontology annotation, biological process: receptor internalization; protein localization to plasma membrane; G protein-coupled receptor signaling pathway. Gene Ontology annotation, cellular component: signaling receptor complex; membrane; cell surface. Gene Ontology annotation, molecular function: coreceptor activity. The record is from RefSeq and is a predicted model, not a curated record. The transcript is spliced from 6 exons.
AUGGGGGCCUGCGCCAGAAGAGGCGCCAGCCGUUCUAGGGGCGAGGGAGACCCACACGUCGGGCUGCCCGAGGAGGAGAAUGGCCGGCCGGCUCCUCGCUUGCCUGCUGCUGUUGCUUGUCCGCAGAGUUACAUCCUUCAAAGAGCACAGCUGACUCCAGGGGCUUGGGUCACAGGAGGAUGUGCAGAGCUGACCUAUGGUGACCCUGAAGAUGAAACUUCCUAUUUAUAUCCAGAUGAAGAAGAGCUUUUUGAAGAGGAGAAUCAAGCCAGUGAUUGCGGAAAUGGCUACUAUGACCAGAUAGCCUUAUUCUGCUGGCCCAAGUUUCAUGCUACCAUCAUGGCUACAGCAGAGGAUAGACGGUGCCUCUGGGAAACAAUUGGCAGCAUGUACAGUGAGCUUACCAUUUGUGCUGGGUUGCUGGCCAAAAGCAUGGGCUGCCCCUUGUCCAGCCCCACCCUGGAUGCCUUCUUUGUGAGUAUCCACACCGAGUACUUUGCCAGCUGUACCCUGAACGUUGAUGCCACCGACCACCAGCUGCCUACAGGAGCAAUCAUAGUCUUGGCUGCCCUACCUGUCUGCCUGGUACCCCUUUCUGUCGCUCUCACCCUUCACAGGGCAUGA